ACCCAGCGACCCCUUUCGCGCCGUUUCUUGCACAAAAUAAUGCGCUUCUCGCUCCGCCAAGACCGACACCUAAUAGUAUUUAUUGAUAAUUACCAAUUCGGGAUUAUCUAGAGGCCGUCAGUGGAGUCUCACCGAAACAAAAUCGGGGGGAGCUCAACUCGCGAGCAAACUAAACUCCAAGUCAUGGGACCCUAAAAUGCUUAUUCAAUAAACCUAAAAUUUUAGUCAGGGGCGCUAGAAAUGUAGCCGCGGUCGAGCGAGCGCGCGGCCGGCGAGCGACCGGCCGGCGACCACUUUAAUCCCUGCAGAAAACCUCUUGAGAGUGGAUAACCAAACCUACAAAUAACGAAAACAUAAAUUGCACAAGCCAAAAGCCCGAAAACAAUCCGGGCUUGUGUUUCCGGCUUGUGUUUCCUAAACACAAACUCCCGCUGCUGCACCAUGUUUUCAGCGACACUUUGGCAUUAAUACUAAGCUGGCAGGGACUGAAAGCCAGAAGCACAAAUAAACGGAACUUCGGGCACCAGUCCACGUCGCACGCACAUCAGUCCACCUUGUGGUGGGCCGUUCACAUACACAUCAACCCAUCCAACUUCAAAUAGUUCCGCUAUUAAGAUUGAUAUUGAUAUACUCAUGUCCGAAUACAAGCCGAGAACUUCACACUGAAUCUCACUAGUCCUAGGCACACCCACAACGGCCACAACGCAGACGCUUGCCAAGCUCUAAACGUUCGCUACUAGGAAAUCAAAUGAACCUCAAUGAGCGGUCAGAGGACGACUGCAAGGACUUACCGGCAGGCAUGGGCAAGAAAACAUGGGCGAGGCUCAUCAAGAUACGUAACGAAACUGGCCAGUUUACAAGCUGGGAGGAUGUGCUGGCGCGCGCCACGGCCAAGCGCAUCGGUUUCGGCGCAGGCAAGCUCGGGAAGCUGCAGGCUGCGGGCUUCGAGGUCUCGCCAACCGUCGCGGGCUUGCUGCACGCCCUGAACAACCUGCCCGCCAAGGCCCUUCGGGAGCGCAACCUACUCGAAGCAACGAUCGAAAAGGUCAUGUGGAUGAGGGAGCGGCGCCGUGGCAAGCCCCUGCGAAAUCUACGCAGGGCGCGCGUCAUGCUGCGGAUGGCCGCGUUCCGUGACGCGGUGGCGCGCCUGAUGGGCAUGCCCGUGCAGCAGCAGCAGCAGCUGCUGGCCGCCGUGCUCGCGCCGCAGCAGCAGCAGGUGGAGGAGCUAGCGGCGGUAGCCGCCAACAACAGGGCGGGCGGGCACGGUGCUGCGGCUGCGGCUGGGCUGCAUGGCAUGGACGCUGAUGACGUUGUGGGUGGUGAGGCGGAGGCGGAGGCGGAGGCGGAGGCGGAGGCGGAGGCGGAGGCGGAGGCGGAGGCGGAGGCGGAGGCGGAGGCGGAGGCGGAGGCGGAGGCGGAGGCGGAGGCGGAGGCGGAGGCGGAGGCGGAGGCGGAGGCGGAGGCGGAGGCGGAGGCGGAGGCGGAGGCGGAGGCGGAGGCGGAGGCGGAGGCGGAGGCGGAGGCGGAGGCGGAGGCGGAGGCGGAGGCGGAGGCGGAGGCGGAGGCGGAGGCGGAGGCGGAGGCGGAGGCGGAGGCGGAGGCAGAGGCGGAGGGGGAGGCGGAGGCGGAGGAGGAGGAGGAGGAGGAGGAGGCCGCCCUGAACAACGCCGCAGAGCUUGCGGCUGAACUUCAAGAAGCCGACGUGAACGCGGCCUACAUGGAAGCGGACGGUGACGGUGGCGGUGACGGUGACGGCGACGGUGGCGGCGGCGGCGUCGUCGCGGAAGCGGCUGGCGCGGAGGUGGAUGGUGGAGAGGUGGCUGGUGGGGUCGAGCCGGCGCCGCCGCGCUUUUGGAUGGUGUACGGCGUCCCCCCAGAUGCGCCGUACCCACCAGAGUUUCGUGAUCAGACUACCGGUCGGUAUCUGCACGACCGCAUUGACGCGGCGGAUGGCGCAGGCGGACUCUCCUACAACGGCGAGAGCCUGAGCGAGGAACAGGCGGAGGAGCUGCGGCUGCGCUGGCAGCGUGACUACCCCGUUAUUAUGGGCGCAAGCGAAGCUGGCAACGGCCGUGAGCCGCCGGAGGCGAAGCGUGCGACCAGCUCGUCGAAAGUGCGCAUGUACUGCUGGCAGGAUUUGCUGGAGCUGGAAGCCACCGACCAGAUCCCAACCGCCUGGCGCAAGAAGUUUCGCUCCGACGCCUACGGCAACGUGGUGGCGCUGGCCGCCGCAAACGGCUCUGUGUGCGGCUUCCAUGGCGACCACAUCUUCCCCUGGAGCCGCGGCGGCCUCACGGUGCGGGACAACCUGAUGGCGCUGCAAUGGCGCGCCAAUAUCUUGAAGAAGAACCACAUCCUCAACGCCAACGAGCGGUUCGGGCCGAAUGGCCAGACCCUGGCGGACCGACUGCAGCAUGGAGCGCGAGCUCAGCACGCGGCGGGACCGCCGCCAGUUCCGGAAUGAGCUGGAGCGGCUGCUGUUCGACAAGUACACUAUCACAUGGCCCCUGAGCGGCGUGCAGCCGGGCCGGCCCAUGUUCAUCGCUCUUGAGGGCAUGCACAACGCCAUGCGCAUGGACCUGUUCGGGCGGCUGGGGGUGCCAGCGGCCGGGGCUGCGGGCGCGGCUGCGGCCGGGGCUGGGGUUGGCGGCGGUGACGACGAUGAGGAGCCCCGCCACGGCUGAGGGUAGUGCUAGGUCAGAGGGAUAUACACGUUCUCUCCCUUGUUACGGCGGUGCCGCUUGACUCGAACACCUGCACCCAACCAGGGACAGUGGUGUUGGCGGCGGGGGCAGAGGCGCGGAUGAAGAGCUUCUUGCCAGUGGUCACAUUGUUUGUGUUGCUAUAGGCGGCCCCCGAGAUCCACUCUGGCGCCCAGCCGCUGCUGUGGGUGCUGGGCUCCGUGGUGAGGUAGGCGGCUCCCGUGGGAGCGUAGUGGAGGGCACCGGUGUUGGGGUUGGCGGCAUACUGGCCGACGGAGUAGCUGCCACCGGUCUUUCAAAAGGUGAUCCGGUGAUGUGCCGGUGGUGCUGUAGUUGGUGGGAGAGCAGGCAGUACGCAGGCACCCAGCCGCUGCACGAGAUGAUGGGGAGCGUGGUGGAUGCGGCACACAUCGAGCCAUGAAAUUAAAGUACUACCACUGUAAUUUGGCACGCGU
Molecule: messenger RNA, 3157 nt
Organism: Chlamydomonas reinhardtii
Lineage: Eukaryota; Viridiplantae; Chlorophyta; Chlorophyceae; Chlamydomonadales; Chlamydomonadaceae
Exons: 7
Coding region: 749-2464 (571 amino acids)
Source: RefSeq, a predicted model, not a curated record